UGAGAGACGGUGUGCUGAGGCGAACAGUGGAGAGAAAAGGAGUUCCGAGCUCGGUGAAACUGUGCGCAACUUGUGCAUACGCCCCGACUCCACGGCGAUUGUUUCUUCCUUGAUAAAUUCUGCUGAGAGACACACUACUAAGAAUGGCCGUUGUUGACACUAUCAAGGCGUUAAGCUCCCGUCUUCUUGCUGACAUCUUGGAACUUGACGCUGACGAAGAAAACAAGAUGAGGCAACCGUUAGAGGGUCAGCUGUACAAGUACACAAACGUUGUCAAGGGCUGGCAGUAUAGGUGGUUUGUGCUGAAUCCGGACAUAGGAAUGUUGGAAUACUACAUGUUAGACGAAGUAAAGAAAGGCAAGCCCCGCGGCGCGGUUCAUCUUGCGGGGGCAGUCAUUUCGCCGAGCGAUGAAGAUGGGCAGAUGUUCACCGUCAGCGCAGCCUGCGGAGAAUUGUACAAAUUAAGAGUGGUGUCCUGCGGACGUUCCCGUUUUCCAGGCCAAGACGCUAAGGAGAGACAAUUCUGGAUCAACAGGCUACGCAAGGUCGCUGAAGACCACACAAAAACAAUAGCUCAAAAAAACCCUCCACUACUACCGCGGGAAAUCCGUGGCCCCCACGAAGGCGUGGUACCUCAGGACAAGGGAAGCGGUUCCGGUCAGGGGGCCAACUCGCAGACGGUGUGGUACACGACUGGGAUGGGCGGGCACACCGAAGCGAGCGCCACGCCUGCCGAGGCCUUCUCCUCAGUUCGGGAGAUACUGGCACGUGCAGGGAAGCUCUACCACAACCUGGCUCAGUCCAUUGAGAGCCUUCCAAGCCAUGGGGCUGGUUUUAAGUAUUACGAUCGGGAGAUGUUGUUACUGAAAGCAACAUCGUGUGCCACAGUCAUGUGCCUGGAACAGUGCCUCAGCAUCCUACAAGAAAGCAAGGCACACUGCAAUCCCGCUGGCUUGCCCAGCAAUUCCACGGUCGAAUGGUUGGAGCCAUCACAUUGCGGUGACAGUGCACUGGACGGCAGCGGUAGUGAACAAGGCUCCUCCUGUAAGCUGGGCCACACAGCAACCACUUCGGGCAGCUGCUUGUCUGGCCCAGGGGUGGACAACAACAACUCUGGCGAGGUACUCGACGAAGAUGACAGCGAUGAUGAGGAUUCCUCAAUACCAACCGAGGAGAACAAGGAUGCCAUACUGCAGCUGCUGUCCAAACUCAAGCUUGGCAUGGACCUCACAAAGGUGGCGCUUCCAAGCUAUGUUCUGGAGCCUAGAUCACUUCUUGAAGUGUAUGCUGACUUCAUGAGCUACCCUGAUAUGUUUCUCAGGAUAGCUGACGGUGAAACACCGGAGGAGAGGCUGGUCAUGGUUACAGAAUGGCUUCUCUGUUCACUCUAUGCAACACGCAAGAGUCGUUCAGCCAGAAAACCGUACAACCCCGUGCUCGGCGAGAUGUUCCACUGCUCGUGGCAAGUGGCAGGCAUCGGCGAGACCGGGACGCAGGUCACAUUUGUGGCGGAGCAGGUCUCCCAUCACCCUCCAGUGAGUGCCUUCUACGUGGAGUGCCUGGAGAAGCAGAUGUGCCUUCAAGCAUCACUCAGCAUUAAGUCUAACCUCAUGGGAAACUAUGUAGGACUGCAGUUCAUGGGGGAAGUGGAGCUGCGUCUGUUGAGUUUGGGCGAGACUUACAGCAUCGGACUUCCCACCAUGUAUUGGCGGUCGCUGCUCAGCCAGCCAUACAUCGAACUUGGUGGUAGAGUCACAGUUGCAUGCGGCGAUACCAUUGCACCCAUCACAUUCCACACAAAGCCAUUCUACGGAGGCAAGCUUCACUGCAUUUCUGGUGAAGUCAAGUCUGCGACAGGAGAGACGGUGUGCAAGAUUUCGGGGGAGUGGGACACAAGGCUGGAGCUGCAGUAUGCAGAUGGACGCUCCAAAGAGUGGAAGAUCCGUGAGCUGAAGCGCCAGCAAAAGCGUUGUCGACCCAUUGAUGCCCAGGACAACUUUGAGUCCCGGCGCCUGUGGCAGCCUGUCACGCAGGCUCUGCGCUCCGGAAAUGCAGUGCUGGCAUCGCAUCACAAGUGCAAGAUUGAAGAAAGACUGCAAGAGCAACCUGGAGGAAAAGGUGACCCCGAGCAGGGAGAGAUGGCGCAGCAGACACAUGAUGCCAAGCUCUUCCGGCUUGAAGGAAACGUGUGGAAGUACAAGUACCCCUUGGGCAAGCCAAGCUAGUCUACACAGAACCUGUGAACGAGAGGUUACUAACCGGUCCAGCAGAAGUGCUGAAGAAUGACCGCGAAGUUGCAGCAGCAUCUUGUAGGUGGCAACAACAGCGCUUGACGCCACAAAAAUGCUCUCUUGAGGACAAACACCAAAACCCCUGCACAGAGCAGCAAUGCCAUCCCCUUGCAAGGAUCAAGCCUGUUUAUCAAUUUGUGGAGGAUGCUGCUGUUGUGUUUUCACAGUCAUUCCGGCAGCCUGUGCAAUGAGUAAAGACAAUGUUAGCCAUUCCUUUGCGUGAAAAAAAAUAAGAAAGAGCGUGCCACCAUCAUUUCUCCUGAACUAUGUGUCAGGUAUGUUGUACAGUAAAAACAGAUGAAAAUGCAAGUGUAAUAUUAUUAUGUAUUUUGUAACAGAAUUUUUUAUUUAAGAAAUGAAUAAAUAAAACCAAGAAUUUUGCA
This is a messenger RNA of Dermacentor albipictus, 2674 nucleotides long. RefSeq names its product oxysterol-binding protein-related protein 11-like. The record is from RefSeq and is a predicted model, not a curated record. NCBI's taxonomy places the organism in Eukaryota, Metazoa, Arthropoda, Arachnida, Ixodida, Ixodidae. Gene Ontology annotation, molecular function: sterol binding. Gene Ontology annotation, cellular component: cytosol; intracellular membrane-bounded organelle; membrane.